AUGGUUCGUCAAUACAGUUUUGAAUAUCGGAGACAACACCCAGAUAUGUUUCCAGAAGCUUGUGGCACAUGCAUUCCACAAAGACGAUUCAAACGUCCUGUGGAUCAUCAGCGACAUGACCGUGAUAAGCAUGGACACUGUCCUGAAUCAUUUUACGACUACUCGUUUCGAAAUCCAGGAUAUACUAGUUAUUCGGCUUUAUCAGCAGCACAUGGUACACAGAGUCAUUCAUCAACGAUUUCUAAAUCAUCUGUGGUUUAUCAUGCCAGAGAGUUAUCACCACCAUUAAGUCCGCUAUAUGACGUAUCGAAAUAUGAUCUAGACAAGUUUGUAAAGGAUGAACUUGAACCAGAUACUGCAUACAACCUAAGAUGUUGUGCUGUUGUUCAUCGUUUAUGUGAGUUCAUGAAAAAUAAUUUUCCAGCAGAACUUCAACCAGCACAAAUAAUAAAGGGUGGAUCUCUGGGGAAAGGCACGGCAGUAAAAGGAAAAUCAGACGCUGAUCUCGUGGUGUUUCUUAGCAAUUCAAAGUUUGAUUCUAUUCCUGUUCUUCAAAGUCAAAUGAACAAAAUAUUAAAUGAUAUGGAAUCCUACUUGCGGCACGGUGCAUGUACCAUUGAGGGCAAAACCCAACACGCUGUAAUGGUUUCCGUGACUUGCCACAAGGAACAUACUCAUGAUGUUGACAUUCUUCCUAGCGUCAACAUUCUAGACAAAUAUUCGAAGAGAGCGAUAUAUCAAAUGAUGAAAGGUUUAAAUGAUAAGGAUCAGUAUUUCUUCUCUGCUGCGUUGUCACCCUUACAAUUGGAGUUUGUAUCUCAACGACCACCAAAACUCAAGUCCUUGAUUCGAUUAGUAAAGUUUUGGAGGAAAACAUCUUUUAACGAAAGUACAGGCAAACGACUCCCAACAUCAUACCCUUUGGAAGUCAUCACUAUCAGUCAAUGGCUCCACGAAUGUGGUCGUGAAAACUUCGACUUAAGGAAAGGCUUCUAUAACGUUCUGAAAGCACUUGUGAAUUAUCGUAAUCUAGCUUAUGUCUGUGAAGAUAACUACAAGUCUUCUGAUGUGAAAAGCUCAUUGAAGGAAAGUUAUCAUGUGAUGGAUCCUGCAAACCCGUUUAACAACUUGAUGGGAAGAUGUGAUUGCUGGGAAGAAGUCAAAAGAAUUGCAUCAAUUUGUCUUGCUAAACCUCUCCUGAUUGACCUACGUGGGGAUGUGGGUUGGAUCUAACUGUCAUCACUGAAUAUGAAUUCAAUUGUAACCAGUGGUUAUAUAACUUAAGGUUACUGUAGAAUGAUGAUAUACAUAAUGCAGUCAGCCAUUUUGUUUUUUGUUUGUUUUGAAAUAUUUACACGAUGUAUUUUUUUAAUGUCACUAAAUUAUUUCGUUUGCAAUAUUUGAUGCUUAACCUUCCUUAAUAAGAAAAAUAAACGCGCCUUCCUGAUACCAAAAAAAAAACAAGCAAACACAUAAUGUCAGAAGACAAAAACGAAAUGACGGGAUGUAUAACGUAGCGGUACCCAAAAAUUUCCUAGAUAAUAAACAAUUUGCAUUUUUAUGAUUUGAUAAUAUGCACGUCUUUCAACAUAAGUAAAAAUAUUUGAAUACACACAAACGGUCACAGUAUUUAUCAACGUCAUCUUUUUUAAAAUUAGCAAAUACAAUGUGUUACAAGUAUCUGUUUCUUAAACAAUGAAGAGUAAGCAUGGACUACUAUCCAAUUGUUCAAAAUAUUUGACAAAUUUAGUCAAAAGCUCUGUUACUCGACUUUUGUCGAUGCGAAUAUAAGCAUGGAUGCAAUUUGUGUACUCAUCAUUACAGAAUCAUGGAUAAAAUUGGUGAAACCAUUUAGUAAAUAAUAGUGCAUCUAAAAAAUAAACUUUUGUCUCAAGUAUAAAUAAACAUAGGUUAAAUAACUGUCAAAAUAGGUGCAAUUUGGGUACCCUCAUGUUAAGUACAGAGUCACGUCAUAUAGACAAUGCAAAAAUGGAAGACAAGAAUGCAAAAAUUAUCAUAGAACAAUGACGGAAUGUAUAAGUACAGAGCCAAGUUAUAUGUAUACAAUAAACUUAAAAGGCAUAUAGAUAAAGCACAUUAUCAAAAAUGAAAGGCAACAAUACAAAAAUCACCAUAGAACAGUAACAAGUGUAAACUUAACUUGAAGCCAUUGUAUACUGUAUAUAUAACAAUGCAUGAAGCGUUUUGGAUGUAAGGAAUUUUAGUUUCUAGUGCAUGCAGAAAUUAACCAGAAAAAUGAUUCCAUUUUACUAAUCAAUAUUCUUUUAAUCCUAUUUUUAUGACAAGUGAUUAUUCUUUUUAACAAGCUUUUAAAAAAAUGUUAAUUAUUAAGAGUCUGUUAAUUACUGAACUAUAAAAACAGAGGUGUAAGAUUUGAAAGGUUCAAAUGUUGCUUACCUAAUUAUAAUGAAUUGCUGAAUGUAUAUAUUGUUUCAUACUUGUAAGAAUAUGAAAAACGAUUUUCAUUAUUUACUUGUAAAAGCGCAGAUGUAACAUUGCGCUUUUUUAAUCAUACUUUUUACCAUCUUUAGUUUUAUGACAUGACGACUUUGACCUGCUCAAUGAUGUUUAUAGAGUUAAUUGCUUUAACAGAUCGUUAGAUUUACAGUUGCACAUUGAUUGUUAAUACAGAUCAAAGACGUUCAUGUAUACCAUCUUUUUAUUACACAACGUCUUU
Mytilus trossulus (common blue mussel) is the source of this 2698-nucleotide messenger RNA. RefSeq names its product 2'-5'-oligoadenylate synthase 1A-like. The transcript has 5 exons. Gene Ontology annotation, biological process: regulation of ribonuclease activity. Lineage: Eukaryota; Metazoa; Mollusca; Bivalvia; Mytilida; Mytilidae. Gene Ontology annotation, cellular component: membrane; nucleoplasm; cytosol. Gene Ontology annotation, molecular function: 2'-5'-oligoadenylate synthetase activity; double-stranded RNA binding. Bases 1 to 1233 code for a protein of 410 amino acids. The record is from RefSeq and is a predicted model, not a curated record.